This is a messenger RNA of Oppiella nova, 681 nucleotides long. Lineage: Eukaryota; Metazoa; Arthropoda; Arachnida; Sarcoptiformes; Oppiidae. The record is from the annotation of a GenBank genome assembly.
AUGAAUUGGAUAGUAUUAUCCGUUAUUAUCCAGGUAUUUUUCACUUGUGUCCGGGCGAGUGACAAAGUGUUUUGGUAUGAAAGUGGGGCCGCGGAUGGCAUGAAUGAAGCCGUGCCUAUCGGUAACGGUCGUGUAGGUGGACUUCUUUAUGGACACCCGGAAAAAGAGAAAAUAAUUGUAAAUGAAAUCACUUUAUGGACGGGCGAUGACAACCCGUCCCAAGUGUGGGGCGGACCAGGUUUUGGCGAUUACCAGACUUUGGGUAAUCUUACCAUUGAUUUACCGCAACAUAAGGACAACACUCACUACAAGCGGGCGCUGGAUAUCGGGGACGCCGUCGCCACCGUUGAGUACGAGUCACACGGAGUUCAAUACAAACGAGAAGUCUUCGUGAGUCACCCCUCGGAGGUUAUGGUCAUCCGGUUGACCGCCAAUAAGGGACAGUCAUAUACCGGACACAUAGAGCUCCAGGAUUCGCAUAAAGUGGGCGCUCAUGCGUCUAACAACACGAUAGCCAUCGACGGGAAACUACAAAAUGGGUUGAGGUUUGCGUGGGAGGUGUCGAUCCACAACACGGGCGGGAGUCUCAAAGUGAACGGUGCGCUCAUUGAGUUCAAUGGGUGCGACUCAUUGACGCUAAUAGUGAGCGCCGGCACUGACUAUGUGUUCGACGACUCGAAA